Aegilops tauschii subsp. strangulata is the source of this 2535-nucleotide messenger RNA. RefSeq names its product protein CHLOROPLAST IMPORT APPARATUS 2. Gene Ontology annotation, molecular function: protein binding. NCBI's taxonomy places the organism in Eukaryota, Viridiplantae, Streptophyta, Magnoliopsida, Poales, Poaceae. Gene Ontology annotation, biological process: regulation of DNA-templated transcription. The record is from RefSeq and is a predicted model, not a curated record. Gene Ontology annotation, cellular component: nucleus.
UCCCUCCUCUUGAACCCUUUCUUCCUCCUCCCCACCGCCUCCAAUCCCCCGCAAUUCCCUCUCUCUCUCUCAUCUCUCAUCUCUCAUCUCUCUAGCCUUCCCGUAGGAUCCCUAGUUAGCAUUGCUCUUCUUUUCCCUUCGCCCAUCUCCAAUCCCAAAGACACAGCUGCUAGCUCGCAGAAUCCAUACCCUGCUCUGUUCUUGCUGGCUCUGCUCCUGACUUGACCUCUUCUCCUUGCCACGGACAGAGGAGUACGGCAGAAUCCUUCCGUCCGUCCCCUAUUUUGUUCUUGGUGUUUUCAUAUAGGCGCAGCUCGAGUCGAGUCCAUCCCAGGUGGGGGGUGGGGGCGGCCAUUAGUUUUUCUUCUUUCCUCUUUGGAGUUUGCCCAUGUCCCAAGGUCUCUGCUGCGGCUCUGCUUAGCGCCCUGUUUGCCCCUCGGAAAAGGAAGAAAAAGCUGCCGCUUCCUCGCUACCUUUUCUCCGUCUUCCUCUCCGUCUCGCAGCUUUCAUCGGCCGAGAAGCAAGGAGAUUUCUCGGUUGACGAGCAAUCUCGUGGGGUUUAGGGGUUUAGGAAUUCAUUCGGUUCUUGCGGAGCUGUGGUGGUGGCGGCAGCGGUGGAAUUGAUUGAUCGGCCGGAGGAGAAGAGCUGGAGUAAAUUCUCGGUUUGAGCGGUGGUGGUUGUGGUUGAGGGGGCAUUGGCGAUGACGUCCUCCUGCAUACCCACGGGGCUGCGGCUGGACCUGGACAUGGUGAAGGCGGCGGCGUCGCCGGGGGCGCACGCGCACUCGUCGCCGCUGCGGCCGGCGCACUCCUCGCCGUCCUCCACGCUCUCGGAGGCCUCCAACGCGUCCUCCUCGGCCACCUCCGUGUCGCUCAAGCGCGCGCGGGCGCCGCGGAAGCGCCCCAACCAGGCCUACAACGAGGCCGCCGCGCUGCUCGCCUCCAUCCACCCCUCCGUCUUCCCCGUCAAGAAGAGCCCCAAGACGGCCACGGCGCCGCGCCCGCCGCUCUCGGGCCUCGCCGUGGCCUUCGGCGCCGCCGCACCGUCCUCCUCCGACCUCCUCCCGCCGCUCCCCGUCCUGUCCGACGCCGCAUUCCUCCUCCGCGACCACGCCGCCUCGCCCUCGCCGCCGCCGCCGCCGCAGAGCCCGUCCACCGACGCCUGCAAGAACUGCUCGUCCCCGACGCCCGUCAGCAGCGCGUUCCGGGAGUUCCGCGACCCGGCGCCGUCGCCGGCCAGCCCCGACACCGCCACCGACGAGCCCGGCGAGCUCGACUUCGACGACGACGGCUUCGACGCCGAGUCCAUCCUCGACGUCGACGAGGCCGCGGCCGGCGGCGCCGCCGAGGGCAUCGACGGCAUCAUGGGCAGCCUCACCAUGGAGGCCAACACGGCCACCGCCACGUCCGACGACUCCAUCCUGUCCAGCUCCGGCAUACACCCCUACCUCAGGAGCCUCAUGGUGGUCGGUCUCGCUGGCCGGUUCGAGCUCGGCCUCGGCUCCCGGCAGAACACCCGCCCCAACCUCAACCGUGCCCUCAAGCGGCGGGACGACGACGGCGCCUGGUGGAUGUGGCCUGCCGUGCCGGUGAAGGACAUCACGGUCACACCACCGACGCCACCGCCGACAGAACCGGCAGCGGCAGUGUCCAACACCGCAAUGCCGCCGCCGGCGUCGGCAGCACCAGAGAAGAAGAAGAGCAAGAAGAAGAAGAAGGUGAAGAUGGAGAAGUUGAUGGCCAAGGAGGAGGAGUCGGCCAAUGGGAAAUGCGAGGAGGGAGCCGAUGGAACAGUGGACGCGGCUGACGGCAAUGGCGACGGUGACAGCGCGCCGACAAAGGCGCCGAAGACCGGCCUGGGGCUGAAGCUGGACACCGACGACGUGCUCAAGGAGUGGUCCGGCAAAGGGUCUAUGUUCGCCGAGGGCAGCGGGCCGGAUUCGUCGGAAUCUGCCGCCGAAGUGCGGGCCAAACUUGCAGACAUUGACUUGUUUCCUGAGAACGGGUCCGGCGGCAUCAGGGAAGCAAGGGUGAUGAGGUACAAGGAGAAGCGGCGCAACCGGCUGUUCUCGAAGAAGAUCCGGUACCAGGUGCGGAAGGUGAACGCCGACUGUCGGCCUCGGAUGAAGGCAAGCACUACUAGAACUGAUGCUUGAAAGAAUAAAAAGUUCCAGUAUAAUAUUUGGAAGGUUUGUUAGGAGCCCGUCUCUUCUGCAGCAAGCCCUGGAGGAAGAGAGCUAGAUAUAGUGAUACUUGUUGCUAGCCUUUUAAAUGGACACCUCUUUUUGGCCCUUUUUUUAGCUUCUAUCGUUAGCUAAGAGACCUCAGUGAGUGAGUGAGAGUUUUUUGUUCCCUCCCCUUUUUAUCUUUUCUUUUCUUUGUGUUUCGGAGUUUUGCUUUGCGGAGAGAGGAGGAUAGUGAUGCCCGGUUGCCAUGGGGAUCAGAGAUCAGGUCAGGUCACAUAGUUUUUAUGUCUCGGGUUUACAAUGUGAGGUAAAGGAAGGAAAUAAAGUGAUGCUAGAAUAUUUACAGUCA